Messenger RNA from Aspergillus uvarum CBS 121591, 2084 nucleotides. RefSeq lists its product as uncharacterized. The record is from RefSeq and is a predicted model, not a curated record. The transcript is spliced from 2 exons. The coding region runs from base 431 to 1945 and encodes 504 amino acids. Lineage: Eukaryota; Fungi; Ascomycota; Eurotiomycetes; Eurotiales; Aspergillaceae.
CCCCCCAUCCUUCAUUCUCCAUCUUCUUGCUGUUCUCGAAGCCAGUCCUGCCAUUCCUGUAUUUUUAUAGGACUCUCUGUUUUCUCUCGUGGAUCUCGGAUUGGGCAUGUACUCGUGACCAGACCGCAUCUCUCCUUCCUCCUUCCUUGGUAUUUGCUCUGUCGUCCUCGAAUCCAGUCCUGCCAUUCCUGUGUUCUCAUAGGGCUCUCUGUUUUCACUCGUUGAUCUCAGAUUGGGUAUGUACUCGUGACCAGGCUCAGAAGCUCAUACACUCUCAUUCUUCCAUUUCUCCCCUCCGAUUCAUCUAUUCCAUUUCUUCCCCCCGCGCUCCCCCCCCCUCCUAUUGCGAGUCAGGGCUGCUCCACGUCGCUCAAAGCCUGGGUGGGUGGGCUACUCGAUUUUUCGAGGGUUAUCGUUUAAGAAGGGCAGAAUGACGACUACCACUUCACAGAAUCGACCAUUGGUCUCAAAAGUCCUUGUCCACGCACCCGACUGUGAUGUUUUCUGUGUCGCUCGCCUUCGUAUCGUCCAUGGCCGAACUGUUGCGGAUGGUCAAACUGCCAACCAAGCAUCUAUCUUGCUUUCGAUCACAACAACUCUCGCUAACUCGAUCAGCAUCGCUAACUCGAGCAGCAGAUCCCAGGUCCUGACUCUGAAUAUCCCUCCUGAACGAGUCGGAAAGUGCGGUUUUGCUCGCAGAAGCAACAACUCACUCUGUCCAGAUCGUCUCCUUUCCUCGCUCCCGGCGCCUGUUACAAAAGUUUCGGCCGUCUCAACACUGAGUCUUAGCCUCGACACGGUCGGCAUAGUUCUUAGUCCAUCUGGCAUGGACUUUCUCAAACCAGCCGUACCUGGAGACUUGGAGUUUCACUCAUUUGCCAAAAUUUGUCAAUCCAAAUUCCUCCGUCUACACUUCACCGGACGACAAUUUGUCAAUAGCGAGCUUGAUAAGCUACAUGAUUUCUCCUAUGCCCUGCGUCAAAGAAGUCUUCAAGCAGUGCCUUUGAACACCGCUCGCCACGGAGUCUGCCAGAAAGAUUGGCGUGUCUUUGUUCUGUCACCCGAUCCACCCCCAUAUUGCCAGGAGUCCGUCUCCGAGCAGGUGGAUCUCCCCGUAUAUAAAGAAGUGCUAGGAAAACGGCGCAGAGACCCACGGUCAAUAUCACCCAACACUGAAGAACGAAAAAAAUUGCUCCUUCUAUCCCCUGAACCGAUAGGCUCUCCAACUGAAGUUCCGACUGAUAUUGCGACUGAAGUCAACACGCCGAGUACACGGGCUCCGUCCCGAUCACCGUCCUCGAUCCAUCGGACUCACUUUCAGCGUGCUUCCUCCCGCGGCCAAACAGAGUCUCAGAGACUCGCGCAUCUUGAACACGAGCUCCGUGGUGUUUCUGAUGACCUGAUCCGUAGACUGUUAAUUCGUUCCGGCCGCGAACAUCUGCUAGCCAUACCGGAAGACGUCGACCGCCGUCUGGCACGCGAGCUCGAGCCUGUAGGCAGCUCUCUCGAGGCCGACAUGGUGAUGAUUGGGCGCCGGCUCGAACGAUACAUCGAUAAGACAGUUGAGCGCCGGCUCGCGCAUUACGUCGACUGCGCCGUAGCCGAAUGUCGCGAUCAGCUCUACGACGUAUGCACCCAGAAAGAAGCACAAUUCGAAGAAGAGAUCGACACUGGUAACAUCGAGGUACGCAACACGGCGAAUGACUGUAUGAAAGAAAUGGAGGAGCAGGUGCAAGGAUACAUGGUUCAAAUGGAAGAACAAGCACAACGGUGCAUGAAGGAUAUUGAGGGCCGGGGAGUCGAGAUCGCGAUCGACAUCGAAUCCGAUAUCUCUGCAAAGAGAAAACUUUCGCCACGGUCGAGUGCUUCUGCACAGCCUUCACUUGAUGGGAAGUCCAGCACACGUCAUGGGUUGCGUGCCUGUAUUAGGCGCAGUUCUGUUUGAAGCAGUAUGUCGGCGUUCCGGAGUACACCGGCCACGUGAUCCAAAGGCCUUUACCUUUUGUUUACACGCAGAGAACUCCGAUAGUGAAACAACCUAAGAACCACAGAAAAAUCAAGAAAUCGUUCUAUAUUGCCUACCC